Lemur catta (Ring-tailed lemur) is the source of this 1697-nucleotide messenger RNA. RefSeq names its product coagulation factor X-like. Gene Ontology annotation, cellular component: extracellular region. Gene Ontology annotation, biological process: blood coagulation; proteolysis. Lineage: Eukaryota; Metazoa; Chordata; Mammalia; Primates; Lemuridae. The transcript is spliced from 7 exons. Gene Ontology annotation, molecular function: serine-type endopeptidase activity; calcium ion binding. The coding region runs from base 96 to 1301 and encodes 401 amino acids. The record is from RefSeq and is a predicted model, not a curated record.
GUAAGCAGCAGGACAAGCCAGCCUGAGCCCAGGAGAGUGGACUUUGCCCUGGAAGCCUGUCACGUUGGGACAGGGACGCUGCACUCGGCCACACCAUGGCGAGCCCGCUGUACCUGGUCCUGCUCAGCGCCUCCCUGGCUGGCCUCCUGUGGCCUGGGGACAGCGUGUUUAUUGACCGGGAACGUGCCAACAAUGUCCUGGUGAGGGUCAGGAGGGCAAAUUCCUUUUUAGAAGAGAUGAAGAAAGGGAACCUUGAAAGAGAGUGUAUGGAAGAGACAUGCUCGUACGAAGAGGCCCGAGAGGUCUUUGAGGACAACGAGAAGACGAAUGAAUUCUGGAAUAAAUACAAAGACGGCGACCAGUGUGAGAGGAGCCCCUGCCAGAACCAGGGCCUGUGCACGGACGGGCUGGGGGAGUACACCUGCACCUGCCUGGAGGGCUUCGAAGGCAAAAACUGUGAACUGUUCACACGGAAGCUCUGCAGCCUGGACAACGGGGACUGUGACCAGUUCUGCCGCGAGGAGCAGAACUCGGUGGUGUGCUCCUGUGCCGGCGGGUAUACCCUGGGUGAUGACGGCAAGUCCUGCAUCUCCACAGAGCCGUUCCCCUGUGGGAAGCUUACACUGGGGCGCAGGAAGAGGUCAGCACCCCAGGACACGCCCGAAACCACCGUGACAGAGUGGUCCGUGCUGGAUGACCUGUACCCCACUGAGAACCCCUUGGACCUGCUUGACCUCAACAAGACGUACUCCGAGGAGGACGGCAGCGACCUUGUCCGCAUCGUGGGCGGCCGGGACUGCAAGGAAGGGGAGUGUCCCUGGCAGCGUGGUCAUUUCUUUCACCCAAACAUGCGGAUCCUGAGAAGCAGACGGUACCUGAGAAAAGCACAUCCGUUUAUUGUCAGAGGUGAAAGUCACGGACAUUGCCAGACGCAACAAAGACACACACAGGACUCUCAGUUAAACUUGCAUUUCACAGAACCGAGUAAUUUUCAUGGAAAAGGUCCCAAGUAUCACAUGAGACACACUUAUAUGAAAAAUUACAUGCGGUGUAUCCCAUUCACGUUUAAGGGGGUGUCCUGUGUCUUAUCGGGCAGUCCUCACGUGGGCUGGAAGUUGUUUCUGAAGCCACUGUGGCCUCCUGCACACAAGGCUCCCAGAGCCACCAACACCCGGCAGGAGCUACCUCAGCAGCCCCUGCCUGCGACCUCCCGCACAGCUGUGCCUUGUCUAAAGCACGGAGCCCGAGGGCAGCAAGCAGCGGCCCACACUGACCCGUGCUUCACUGAGCACGUUUGCUGAGAACCUGCUUUGCCGGGCUCUGAGCCGCGUGUGGUGUGCACAGGACAUGCAGCCACACAGCUGCUUAUCUGACACGUAGAAUCUGAGGCUAGGAAGGAGCUAGGACUCCCAUCAUGACGACCUGCGGUGCUGUGUGUUUGGGGUCAGGAACAUGGAGCCAGCGGGUCACCCGCAGGCUCCCGGACAAGCUGCCGAGGGGCUGAGGCGUCGGGGGACCUGGUUUAGCCGGGGAGGGUCCCCUGUCACGUCUGCCAGGGGUUGCGCUUCCUGUUUUACCUGCUUCAACUCUUGGCAAGUGGCCUCAUCCCUGUCCCAGACAUCCACGUCUUAGGAAGAUUGACCUUCCCUGGUGUGUCACUCUGGUGGGAUGAUGCGUUGGUAAAUUAUACAAAUAAU